UAGUCUGCCACAAACUGCAACCGAAGAAGAGAAGAGAGCAGUUCGUGUUCCAAAUAUGGAUGAAACCACGGAACCGAAGCCGAGUGCCGGUGCUGUUAGCUGACUGACCGCGGCGGUGAGCAGAGCGGGAGUGGAAGCAAGUGUGCUAAAUGGUUAACUCGGAAGGAACUGUAAGAAAAUGUCAGUGAAGUGUCCUCUUUCACCACCACCUCCUCCACCUCCUCCUGCCCCUGGUCCUCCUCCACCAGCUCCUUCAACUUCGACACGCAAGAAGCUUUAUCAGACCAUAGCCAGCAGCAGGAGUCCUGUAGAGGGGGACAACACAGAGGCGUGUUUACUGCUCAGUCAGAGGGACAGCAGUUUCAGGAAGGACCUGCAGUGGAUUCUGGUGAACACAUACGUGCCGUCUCUCAUCCAAGAUGGUCCACAGUGUGGUCUGGUGGCACUGUGGAUGGCUGCUCACCUUCGACGGCCAGCGCUCAGUGUUGACAUGGAAACUGUGGUUCAGACGGCACGGAGCAGGGGAUACACAGCACAGGGUGAAAUGUUUUCAGCUAACAACAUGGCCCUCCUGGCAGAAGAGAUCUGUGGCUGUAAGGCUGAACUGCUGUCUGGAGGUUUAAGUGGUAACAACGCUGCAACCAUCGUCAAACACCUGUGGGAGAGACAGCCUGUGCUCAUCCCAUACGAUGAGGACUAUAACCAUGAGCCAUGUCAGCGCAGUGGCCACAGGGCACACUGGGCAGUUGCCUCAGGUGUUCUCCUCGGUUUGGAUCAGGGAAGUGUUAGUGAAAAGCACCAUCAGACUGAUCCCAGUCUGCCGUGGCUCCACCUGCUUAACGACACCAGUUUCACUUGUCCCGUUGGUAGUUCAGGAUUUCGAGAGGUUUACGUCCUGGCUAAGCAGGGGAAAAGUCUGCGCUACCAGCUGUGGAGCCUGGACAGUUUAGCUCAGAGCAAUGUGCAACUGAGGACUAUGGAUCCACAGAGAGCUGAUGACGGGACACAGUAUGUGGUCCCUGACGGUGGUGUGGAGGCCGGGCUGGCUGGACAGGCGGUGCUGCUCCACACAAGGACACAGGAGCAGUAUAAGAAGUGUGAGUGACCCUUCUCACCAAAAGGACCCUGCUGCAGCGAAAGUGUUGGAUGCCAAAAUGCACUGUGUGUGUGUGUGUGUGUGUGUGUGAUCCUACAGUAAAUCACAUUGGACAUACAGUAGGAACAGUCUCUCUCAGGUAUAAAACAAUAUUUUUUAAAUGUAUUCACCUGGGCUUUACAAAAGACUUUAAUACAAUGACGGUAUUGUAUGUUGCACGAUUGGUGAUCCUAACGGGGAGUGUUGAUAUGACAAUAUAUUUAGUGUGAGAUAUUAAUAAAAAGAGAAAAUCAGGAAGCCAUCUCUUGGUAAUAAACAAGAGUCUUAGAUUCUUAGAUCUUAGAUUAUCUUUUCCUCAAAAACAUGAUUUAAAUUUUAGAUGACCUUAUUAUAUUUCCUCAUGAGGUUUUUACUAUUUAUCCAUACCCAUAUAUUGCAAACCAUAUAGCAUUAUAUAUGGUGUGCUCCUUAUAGUUGGGUGGAGUAAUGACAGUGACUUGAUGAUGCAGAGACACAGAUGCGCUCGGGCUGCUACUAACAAUUAUUUUGCAUAAAGGUUAAUCUGUAUUUAUUAUUUUCCCUGUUAAUCAGGAAAUGUCUGUUAUGUGGAGCAAAGGAACCUGAAAAUAUUCACAAUUAAGAAGCAUCAUUAAAAAAAACACUCAUACCGACUUAAUCCAUUAUCAAAAUAGGUGACAAUAAAUUAAGUAAUCAAUUGAAAUCGUUGUUUCAACACUAUUGUAUUUAUUAUGCUGGGGGCAUAGGUUCUGUGUCAGUCCUAUGCACAAUUAUAUUUCCAUGUUUGUGACGGGUUUGAGAUUCGAAAAAAAAAAGAGGAAAAACUCAAAACUCUUAAUUUCCAGUUUAUUGCAAUCCACGACCUUCUGAACAAAGCAGGGAUUCAUUAACCAUUUUCAGCAGUCUGUCUCUGUUUUACAACUUAAAAAUGCAUGGCCUUUACAAAAUGUGGCUGUGAAUCCAGUUCUCUUACUAAUAAAGCAGCACCCACUCUGUAAAGCUGAUAGUUUGACAUUUUACAAAUAUAGAUUUGCAGGUAAAGAGAUAAAAUAUUUUGUAAACAUCUUUAUUCCUCUCAUAUGUGUAUUUCAUUUAAAGAUGGAAAAAACUAGUUUCCUGAAUUUUAAAUUUCAAUAUCAUGAGGUCAGCAGUCAACACCCAUGUAGACAGUUUGUGUGCCAGUCCAAAUGUCCACACACUCAUUCACACGCCCACACUCACAGUGCUGCAUGACACAGUCCAAGGACAUCUAGGAGACUGUUGUGUCCACUGACCUGCUGCGUUCUAGUCCAGGAAAUUACAAUCGUCCAAAUUUAUCAUAAACUCCAGAUCUUGUGUACAAAAAUUCAAACCCACAAAGUGAGGUUUACAACAUGUUUGACAGCAACAGCCUCACAUCCAAUAACACGUUAUCCUCUGAAUCAUAAGACAUGUUUCAAGAUCAGGUGUAAGUUGGUACACAAAUGAAAUUUCAUGAAUAGACUAAAAAAACAAAACCUUAUCAGUUCAAUCGAGUAAUUCCAGUUUCAUUUCACCCUUUACACCACUUCUUUUUUUUUUUU
Molecule: messenger RNA, 2676 nt
Organism: Solea senegalensis (Senegalese sole)
Lineage: Eukaryota; Metazoa; Chordata; Actinopteri; Pleuronectiformes; Soleidae
Gene: actmap
Product: linkage group 8 C19orf54 homolog
Exons: 7
Coding region: 179-1105 (308 amino acids)
Source: RefSeq, a predicted model, not a curated record